UUUUUCAGGCAGAAGGGGUUUGACAUCAAGUGGAUUGAUGACACUCAUGCCCUGGGUUUGUUCUCCAGUCCCAUUGCAGGUCAGUGUGUUCUAGAAGAGAAGAGAAUGGCUUUAUGAUGCCUAUAAGAUCUCUGGAGUCAAUCGCUGGUGGACCUGGAGGAAAACAGCAUGACGCUCGUGAUGCUCUGAGGAUGAAGAACCCCAUGAUGAAGGUCAGGCCUCUUUCCAAAUCAUCAAACACCACUAAAGCCAAAGCACGCAGCUGCUCCGAUUACCUGCUGCCGGCUAAAGAGCGUCCUCAGACGAGUGCGGCUCUGGCACGCCGCCUGGUGAUCGGGGCUCUGGGUGUGAAGAGUAACCAGACCAGAGAAGAGCGAGAGGCCGAGAGGAACAAACUACGGCAGGCGAGAGAACAAAAGCACUUGGCUGCUGAGCAGCGGGAAGACGUCUCGGAGGGCAAAUGAAGACAGGAGUGGGACCUUCAGCAGGACUACUGCCAAACCAGCACGGUCUGAACCAAAGCCACAAGAACAGGGGACACGGGGGUUCAUCGAAGCGAAGUGCGAGAGCCACACACUGCAACAGGGACGUUUUGUAAUUUUAUAUCUUUCCUCUUGAGAUUUUUGAACGUUUCAGUUUUGGAAAGGCCAUUUUAAUUAUUUUAAUGUAUUUUUGUGAAAAGGUUUUCUCUUUGCUGACUAACACUAAAAAGUGGGUUUUUUUUUUGCUUCAGUAAAAAGAAAAGUUGACACUAAAUCUGAUAAUGUCUUUCAUGCCACUUUUGUAAAUGAGGGAAUCUGUCAACUCAAAAAAAAAAAAUUGGUCAAGCAUGAUGGUAGUACUUGUACUGCCAUUAAUUGCAUAUUUUUUCAAUGAAAAUUGAAUUACAGUGAAUAUUUUCUAAAUCCUAAUUGAGAAUUGCAAUAUGGUUGUAAAAAUCGACUUUUUUGUAAGAAUGACAUUAGACUAAAGUCAAUUGUGAACAUUUUAUUUAAUACCAAUCAAGUAUUUUGCAAACCAUCAGCACAUUCUAACAGAACUUUUUUUUUGUAUAUGUUCUUUCAUUAUUACUGUAAAUACUGUGCUGUUGUUUAUCCACAAAAUGGUUUGUUCAGCUACUAAAUUGACAGAUGCACUUUUUCAUGUGUCUGUUGUUCGCAGAUGUUGGUGCACUUGAAUUCCCAGCUCUGCUCUGAAUAAAAAUGUUCAAAUCUU
This is a messenger RNA of Sinocyclocheilus grahami, 1215 nucleotides long. RefSeq names its product coiled-coil domain-containing protein R3HCC1L-like. NCBI's taxonomy places the organism in Eukaryota, Metazoa, Chordata, Actinopteri, Cypriniformes, Cyprinidae. Bases 114 to 464 code for a protein of 116 amino acids. The transcript has 5 exons. The record is from RefSeq and is a predicted model, not a curated record.